UGUUAAACUUGAAAGAGUGCAGAGAAGAUUUAUGAGGAUAUUGCCAGUACUUUUUGGCCGAGCUAUGGGGAGAGGUUGAGCAGGCUAGGACUUUAUCCCUUGGAGUGCAAGAGGAUAAGGGGUGAUCUUAUAGAUGUAGAUAAGAUCAUGAGGGGAAUAGAUAGGGUGAUUGCACAGGGUUGGGGGGGAUCAAGAACUAGCGGACAUACAGGGGGGAGAUUUAAUAGGAACCUGAGUGGUAACUUCUUCACACAAAGGGUGGUGGAUGUAUGGAAUGGACUGCUGGAGGAGGUAGUUGAGUAUCAUCGCAACUUUAAAAAAUAUUUUGCAGGUACGUGGAUAGGAUCGGUUCAGCAGAAUAUGGGCCAAAUGCAGGGAGGUGGAACUAAUGUAGAUGGGGCAUGUUGGUUGGCAUGGGCAAGUUGGGAUGAAAGGCCUAUUUCCACGUUGUAUGGCUUUAUGACCUGGGUUAGAAACAUAGAGAUUAGGUGCAGGAGUAGGCCAUUCGGCCCUUCGAGCCUGCACCGCCAUGCAAUAUGAUCAUGGCUGAUCAUCCAACUCAGUAUCCCGUACCUGCCUUCUCUCCAUACCCCCUGAUCCCCUUAGCCACAAGGGCCACAUCUAACUCCCUCUUAAAUAUAGCCAAUGAACUGGCCUCAACUACCCUCUGUGGCAGAGAGUUCCAGAGAUUCACCACUCUCUGUGUGAAAAAAAAGUUCUCUCAUCUCGGUUUUAAAGGAUUUCCCCCUUAUCCUUAAGCUGUGACCCCUUGUCCUGGACUUCCCCAACAUCGGGAACAAUCUUCCUGCAUCUAGCCUGUCCAACCCCUUAAGAAUUUUGUAAGUUUCUAUAAGAUCCCCUCUCAAUCUCCUAAAUUCUAGAGAGUAUAAACCAAGUCUAUCCAAUCUUUCUUCAUAUGACAGUCCUGACAUCCCAGGAAUCAGUCUGGUGAACCGUCUCUACACUCCCUCUAUGGCAAUAAUGUCCUUCCUCAGAUUUCACGCUUGACUUCAGGUGUUGUCCUUAUGGGGGUUGACACUGCAUCGUUUUCUCUGUGUGUUCCUCCUCCCCCCCACACCCCAUAAAUGUAGGGGUUGGUAGGUUGAUUGACCAGUGUAAAUUGCCCCUGGAGUGUAGAUGAGUGUAGGAUUAUAACAUGGUAUUAGUAUAAGAGUACUGUAGAGGCUUGAUAGUGGCUGUGGACUUGUUUCUGUGUUGCAAGACUCUUUGACUAUGGCUUUCUUAUAAAUGUAACCACUUUAUAUUGAGUUUCAUUUUCAAGACCAUUAGUCCUGACACCAAAAUCGGAGCAUUUCACAGAAUUCUGUAUCUCUUCCUUCCUUGACUUUGCCAAUGUAACUUUGCCUUUCUACGUUGUACUCAAGCUUUGCACUUAAUCAACGGAAGUGGUAAUAUUGCACUGAGCUCGUGACCAAAGGCAGAAUAAUGUAACAUUCUCAGCCUUCGUUUAUUCAAUAGUUAAAACUGGAAGCUGAAGACAAAGAGAUAAGAUUUCACGUGCGAAUCAAUGAGAAAGCAUGAGAUGAAAAGCCGAGCCUGAUGUCUGCUGCAGCAUCACUCUCAUAUUUUCAUGGCAACAUUAGCAAAAAGGAUUGUGAAGUUCUGUUUGGAGCAGACGGGAGAGAUGGAAGUUACUUAGUGCGGCAGAGUGAGACCAUCCCUGAUGCUUUGUGCCUCAGCGUCUUGAUGAGUAAAUAUAAAUAUAUUUCGUUCUCUGAGAUUGACUAUGCAGUGAAAAUGAAUAAUUGCAGUUUUUUAAAUGUUUGCAUUUCAACUUUCUUUGUACAGGCGAGACACGGAGUGAAAGUUAAGUCCUUCAAAUGCCUGCCAGAUUUAAUUGAUCACUUUAAGAAACCUGACAAAGGUCUGGCGAUACGCUUACGUUAUCCUGUAGAAAGGAGCAAAGCUAUGAACGAGGACAACGAAAACACCUAUGAAAGUAUGAUUAAAUGUUAUGUUUUAUUUCUUAUAAUCCCAAUAUCAUCAAUAUGAUGGGGAAAAAUUACCCUGGCAAUUACAUUUAAUAAUUUCUUACACACCAUCAGCAACUUCUUCAACUGUCGGAUGUGAUUAAAAUCUGUUUUGUGCUUUUAUCUUAUGUCGAAGGCAGUUAAAAAAAAAAGAUUGUGCAACACGUUUUAGGAAGUAUCUGAACCUAUAUCCUUUCAACUGGGUCAUCGUUAAAAGCCAGUAUUUUUUUCAGGAUUAUUCAGGUAUUAUUAUUUAUUCAAGCUUAAAUUGUAGGGCGUUCCUUUACUUGAGCACGCACUUAUUUUACGUUAGAAUGUGCAGGCGGCAUAGCCAAUGUGUGGAGCAUGGAUUGCAAAAAUCUGGAAAGCUCACCUGUCCCCCCAGAUCCUGACCAACUUUUACCGCUGUACCAUAGAAAGCAUCCUGACCACCUGCUUCACGGUAUGGUACAGCAGUUGCACCGUAGCGGACAGGAAGGCACUACAACGGGUGGUGAAAACCGCGCAGUACAUCAUCGGUGCCCCGCUCCCUGCCAUGGAUGCCCUCCACCGAAAACGGUGUCUGAGACGGGCCGGGAAGAUCAUCAAAGACCCCUCCCACCCUAACCAUGGACUGUUUGCCCUCCUCCCAUCAGGGAGACGGUACAGGAGCCUCAGGUCUCGUACCAGUAGGAUGAGGAACAGCUUCUACAACAACACUAUCACAUUGCUGAACUCGGAAUCCCGCCGAUAGAUUUCUCCAGUCUCUCCGUCCACAUUGUUUGCUUAUUCUGUAUUUUUAUUUCUAUAUUGCACUAUUACUACGGACUGACGCUAAACUGCAUUUCGUUGUACCCAUACUUGUAUCUGUGCAAUGACAAUAAAGUUGAAUUGAAUUGAAUCGAGGAACUUGUCCAAAAUGUGUAAGAAGGAACUGCAGGUGCUGGUUUAAACAAAAGAUAGACACAAAAUGCUGGAGUAACUCAGCGGAACAGACUGCAUCUGUGGAGAGAAGGAAUGGGCGAUGUUUCAGGUCGAGACCCUUCGUCAGACUGAAGAAGAGUCAAGACCUGAACCGUCACCCAGUCCUUCUCUCCACAGAUGCUGUCUGUCCCCCUCAGUUAUUCCUGCAUUUUGUGUCUAUCUUUGGUUUAAGCCAGAACAAUGUAUGAACAGAAAAGAUGUUGUCAGAUGAUCUAAACUAAUUUUCAAAUCUGUUUGUUUUUCAUUUGUUUUUCUUUUAUCUUGCAGAUGUUGUUGACCAAGAUUAUGUAGAAGUCAUUCCUUCGUGAAAAUAACUAGAUUGUUGUAAAAGAAGAACAACUUAUUAUUUUCAUCACUGAAAAUGUCCCACGUAUUUUGUUUAUUUAUCAGCAUCAUUUGUGUAUUUGUUUCCCCUUGGCCCUGACCUCCUCCCUCCUUCUCUCAGACACCUUCCUCUAACCCUUGCGUCUCACUCCCUCUCACUUUCUUCCCUACGUUAGACACCCCUCUGGUCUCAAGCUCUCCACCACCCUGUCUCUGACAGCCUCAUCCAUCCCUCCUCACAUCCUCCUUUGCUCUUCAGCCCUGAGAAAGACCACACCAGCUUCCACUCACCUCCCCAUAACUCGCCUCACCCUAACAUUGUGCCAGGCCAGGCCAGUCAGGAACCCGCUGAUGAUCUGUGUGUCAUCCUGAUGAUAAAAUGCGUGGAGCACAGUACUGUCAUAACCACCAGUGUUUCAUCAGGCAGACAAGCACGAGAGCUCAUGGCAACGUCCUAAAUCCUGCCACCGGCACUUUUUAAACUUGUAGACAACAUAACUGGUUUGAUGGGUGUGAUCGGGAAGUAAUUAACACAAACACAAGGGGUAUAUGGAUGGGACAUUCAUGCUUAAAAAUAAAGAGCCCAGCAAGCUCAAGAAGACUCUCAGACUAGAGAAAGGAAGGCAAGCACAAACAGUGCACAAGGUCCAACACCUCAUUGUCAUUCAAUGACUUGCAUGGAUCCUGCAGCAUUGUCAAGAUCAUCUAUGGGCCAAAUCCCCCAAUACCCUAUCCAUUGAAUGCCAAGAAUGAAGGUUAACCUAUCCAGGACAGGGAGGCAGCCAUUGCCUGCUGAAAGGAGCAACUCAAACAACUUGAGUAACUCAGCGGGACAGGCAGCAUCUCUGGAGAGAAGAAAUGGGGGACGUUUCGGGUCUUCGGACUUGGGUCUCGACCCAAAACGUCACCCAUUCCUUCUCUCCAGAGAUGCUGCCUGUCCCGCUGAGUUACUGCAGCAUUUGGUGUCUGCCUAUGAUUUAAACCAGCUUCUGCAGUUCCCUCAUGCACCUCAAACAACUUCUCAGUCGUGACUCUGUGCAAGGCAUGCGCAUCCUUGACUGAACAUACACGCUCUCCAGUACAGCCUUCCUGCCACAAGGGGACUAUCACACAGGUCAAAAUGGCCAUGGGUAAAUGGAAAAAACAAUAGAGCCUUGGGUACAGACUACAUCCCAACUGAAGUUUUAAAAACCUGGCAUUUCAGAAGUUCAGUCAAGUUUCAAAACCUCAUCUUUCAUGUCUGGAAUCUAAAAUAUCACAGUCGUGAUCACCUUCAGCAUUAUGGUAAAUGCACGAGGGUCUCCUGCCUGACGAAGGGUCCCAGCAUGAAAUGUCAACUAUCCAUGAUCUCCAGAGAUGCUGCUUCACCCACAGAGUUACUCCAGCACUGUGUGCCCUCUCGGGUCUCCCGCCUGCCACAGAAAAAGGUAGUGUCUGCUUCUUCUCCACCGCUUCCUCCCAACGGCUGAAUUUCAGGCCAUGUCGAGGCACAACGCACAUUAUCAUCACCACACAUCAAGUCAAAGGGAAACACAGGAAGCUGCAUCAACGCAGCCUUUUCUUGACCUUACACAACUGUUUGACUCCAUAAAUGAUGGCACGGUGGCGCAGAAGUAGAGUUGCUGCCUUACAGCGCCAGAGCCCCCAGGUUCAAUGCUUAGUACGGGAGCUGUCUGUACGGAGUUUGUACCUUCUCUCCGUGACCUGCGUGGGUUUUCUCCGGGAUCUCCGCGUUCCUCCCACACUCUAAAGACGUACAGGUUUGUGGGUAAAUUGGUUUGGUAUAAUUGCAAAUUGUUCCAGUGUGUGGUGGAUAGUGUUAAUGUGCGGGGAUCGCUGGUCGGCGCGGACUCGGUGGAACAAAGGGCCUAUUUCCGCGCUGUAUCUCUAAACUAAACUAAAACUAAAAUGAAAAGGGACUGUAGCUAAACCUUUCAAAAUGUAGCUGUCCACUGAAAGUACAGUUUACCAAGGAUACAAGAUACAAGACAAGAUACACCUUGGAGUUUACCUGGACAGUAAACUGGACUGGUCCAGGAACGCUGAGGCCCUGUACAAGAAAGGAUAGAGCCCGCUGUACUUUUUGAGAAGACUCCGCUCCUUCAAUGUCUACAGUUCGAUGCUGCAGAUGUUAUACCAAUGGGUGGUGGCCAGUACCAUCUUCUUCGCUGCUGUGUGCUGAAGGCCGCGGACGCCAACGGGAUUAACAAGCUCAUCAGGAUCUCCACCUGGGGGUGGAGUUGGAUUCACUGGAGGUGGUCUUAGAGGGGAGGAUGCGCCUCAAACUACGAGCAUCUUGGACAAUACAGCUCACCCCCUCCAUGACACCCUGGUCAACCUGAAGAGCACCUUCAGCAACAGACUGGUUCCACCAAGAUGCAGGACAGAAUGCCACAGGAGAUCCUUCCUCCCUGUGGCUAUCAAACUAUACAACCCCCCCCCCUU
This is a messenger RNA of Leucoraja erinaceus (little skate), 5723 nucleotides long. Its product is annotated as SH2 domain-containing protein 1A-like. Lineage: Eukaryota; Metazoa; Chordata; Chondrichthyes; Rajiformes; Rajidae. The record is from RefSeq and is a predicted model, not a curated record. The coding region runs from base 1561 to 2013 and encodes 150 amino acids. The transcript has 2 exons.